AUGGACGAUAUUGUCAUUUAUGCGAAACCUGUACAAGAACAUAAUGAAAAAUUCGAAAAAUUAUUAGGACGUUUGAAGUCUGCUGGACUUAUUUUACAACCUGAUAAAUGCAGGUUUCUAUGCAAAGAAAUUCGAUAUUUAGGUCACAUAAUUUCUGAAGAUGGGGUUAAUCCAGAUCCAAAGACGUCUCUAGGGCAUCCUUAUUUUUUUUUGCCCGCUGAGAGGCCAGGCCGUGUUAAUGCCAAUGCGGAUGGGAUUUUACGAAAUCCAGUACAUUUUAAUGAGAAAAAUAGUAAAGAGUAUAUUGGUGGUGCGGAUGUUCAUGACGAUGCUGCAAAGGGCUGUAGGUGGAACAUUAGCUACUUCUCCGGAAGCAAUGUCCUCUACCACUAA
Molecule: messenger RNA, 393 nt
Organism: Belonocnema kinseyi
Lineage: Eukaryota; Metazoa; Arthropoda; Insecta; Hymenoptera; Cynipidae
Exons: 1
Coding region: 1-393 (130 amino acids)
Source: RefSeq, a predicted model, not a curated record